AUGCCUGCAUUACAAAAGAUGUACAGCCCAUUGCUGCGCAGUGAUUGUCCUAACGCUUCUAAUCAUGGGUAUGCAGAUAUUCUUCAAAAACGAUCUAUAAAUUCCUUACUGGACCAACCAGAAAUAUUAUCAGAAAAUAAGGGUGAUACUAUGCCGUCGAUUUCUGAAUUACUGGGACUGAAUUCUCCACGCGGAUUACUGAAUUUCGCCAACAAUAACUCCACCGAAAUAUGUUCCUGUUCGUCACCUGGUACAACAAAUUUUUCGCUGGACGUAGAUGAAAAUAAAUUUCAACCAAAUCCAAUGAAUUAUGCAGCUGUUACAUCUACUCCUAAGUCGUAUCAAAGAAAUAUGCCAUUUGCAAAUUCGGGUAUCACACCUUGUACUCCUCCUGCAAGUUUUCUAGCUGCUAGAACAUUAAGAAGUACAUCUUUGAGUGACAGCUGUGGCAGCAACAGUCCAACAGUUUUGGAUCACCUGAAUUACUCUCGAAGUAAUUCACCCGAGUCCGAUUUAAGUGGAUUAUCUAGCCCAGAAGCAGCUUUUAAUUUAAGUGGAAUAUCAAGCCCUGAUGCAUCUUUUAAUGAACUUUUCAAUUCUUUAAAUAUUAAUGAUACUCUAUCGAGAAAUUUGUUUUGCAAUGGAUCCAACGAAUUGGACAUUACAAACCUUCAACAGCUACAAGCGAUACAAACACUCAAGUAUUUGCAGCAGCCCACUAAUCCUGCUUUCCUCAAUUCGGUGUUGCCUCCUGCGUGUUCACAUAAUAAUAUGCAGCAAAUUAUGGAUAAGUGGAAUAAUGCUCCCUCCACGUUACUAAAUUUAUUACCAGAAAACUUACAACUUGAUAGAGCAGCCAGAUUCCACCGUUCUUCCGCAUCGUUAUAUGAUGCUACCUGCACAUGGAGCGGUAUUCUUCCACCCCGAUCCAAUGUCAAACCAAUCGGCUACUCUAGCAAGGUAUUUCUCGGAGGAGUACCUUGGGAUAUUACGGAGCAAAUGCUGAUCCAAACAUUUAAACCUUUUGGUCCAAUUCGGGUGGAAUGGCCCGGCAAAGAUAAAGCCGCUUCUCAACCAAAGGGAUACGUGUACAUCAUUUUCGAAUCCGAGAAAAAUGUUAAAACUUUACUGCAAGCCUGCACCAGUGAUUACGCUAAUGGUGGUAAUUGGUAUUACUCUAUAAGUUCGAAGCGAAUGAAGGCAAAGGAGGUUCAAGUAAUUCCGUGGAUAAUUAAUGAUUCUAAUCACACUAAAUCCACAUCUCAGAAGUUAGACCCAAGUAAAACUGUAUUUGUGGGAGCGUUACACGGAAUGCUCAAUGCCGAAGGUUUGGCUAAGAUUAUGAACGAUUUAUUCGAUGGAGUAGUUUAUGCAGGAAUUGAUACUGAUAAGUACAAAUACCCCAUUGGAUCUGGGCGUGUGACCUUCAAUAACCAAAUAUCGUACACCAAAGCUGUUGCUGCAGCUUUUAUAGAAAUCAAAACGGCCAAAUUUACCAAAAAGGUUCAAGUGGAUCCGUACCUUGAAGAUUCUCUCUGUUCCAUAUGCCAAGUACAGCAGGGACCGUACUUUUGCAGAGACAUGAAUUGCUUCCGAUAUUUUUGUCGCACGUGUUGGCAAUGGCAGCACAACGGCGAUCUACGCCACCACAAACCUCUGAUGCGAAAUUCGAAAAACAAUCAAGUAGUCGGACUCGGUACCUCGUCCGGCAGCAUUACUCCAACGACUCCGACCUCGCCUAGUAGUCCUAAUCUUUUCUCUUUGCAAAGAGCUUAA
Molecule: messenger RNA, 1776 nt
Organism: Diabrotica balteata
Lineage: Eukaryota; Metazoa; Arthropoda; Insecta; Coleoptera; Chrysomelidae
Source: the annotation of a GenBank genome assembly